Lactuca sativa (garden lettuce) is the source of this 798-nucleotide messenger RNA. Lineage: Eukaryota; Viridiplantae; Streptophyta; Magnoliopsida; Asterales; Asteraceae. The record is from RefSeq and is a predicted model, not a curated record.
AUGAAUAAUUUUGCGGGUUCGAUUGCUUCUUCUUCAUCCGAUGAUGAUAGCUUUGAUGAAGAUGACUUGGUGUUGUACACGUUGUUGUCUGCGGCACGCAAUAGGGUGCAACAAAGAGGCGAAAGUACAAAUACCGAGAAGAGGCGUAGAAUUUCGAUAGUUCGGGAUCGUAUGGCGGCACACGAGCUUUUGGUACGUGAUUACUUUGCCUCUGAUAGUUUGUAUGACCUAUCAAAAUUUGAAGACCGGUUUUGUAUUAGUAGAAAUUUAUUUUUACAUAUUGCUAGAGAUUUGGAAAACAAUUAUGAGUUUUUCCAAUUGAGAUGGGAUGCAAGAGGUAAACGUGGGUUUAGUACCCUACAAAAAUGCACAGCAGCCCUUAGACAAUUGGCAUACGACAUAGCAGCAGAUGCUUCAGAUAAGUAUCUGAAAAUGUCUGAGAGGACUGGACGAGAAUGUGCUUAUCUUUUUUGUGAGUAUGUCAUAGAGCUUUAUGGUGACAUCUAUUUGCGGCAUUCAACUAGAAAUGAUAUCGAACAAUUGUAUGCCGCACAUGAAGCUAAACAUGGCUUACUAGGAAUGCUUGGCAGCAUUGAUUGUACACAUUGGGAGUGGGCAAAUUGUCCCAAUGCAUGGCGAGGUCAAUUCACACGAGGUGAUCAUGGCAUCCCGACUAUUAUACUCGAGUCCGUUGCAUCACAUGACCUAUGGAUUUGGCAUGCAUUCUUUGGUAUGGCGGGGUCAAACAACGACCUGAAUGUGCUUGGAGCCUCUCCGAUAUUUAAUGAUAUUUUGUAG